GUGAGAUAUACAUACCUUCCUAAGAGCAAAUAAUUCAACAGACCUAGCGAGACCAGGGUAACACGGUAUCGUUUCCGUCUGAAUGGGAUUUUAGUGAGGUGCCAUUUUUUACAAUCCAGGUACCCAAAGUAGUCUAACUAUAACUAUAAGUAACUUGAUGCUACUGCUAAUUUGGUCAUACACAGCACUGUCAGCGAGCUCAUGCCCUGUAUUGUGGACCAAGUAUAUGUAUCAGAACUUUGCGAUGCAGCUUAAUGCUAUCAACCCAAUUGCAACGCAUCCUUUGUGUAACACCGAUUCAAGACUGCGCCCAGAUAUACGAUAUCUCGAAGAAGGUGAUGUAACAGCCGCAUCAGCUCAAAAAAACCGCUUGGAAGAAAAACAGCGUGGUGCGGAACUAUCACGGAAAGGACAAAAUAAUGCGUUAUGGCAGCCCCGAUGGUUCAAAUUCCAUGUCAAUCCUUUAACAAAACAUGAAGAUUGGAUGUACACUGGAGGUUAUUGGGAAAGAAGCCAUGAAACUACAUCCCAAUUUUUUUAAUGAAAUUUGUAAAAUUGCGUACUUGUACUUGUGUAAAACUGUUACUAUCGAUUAAAACUAGUUUUGUUUAAAUUAAAUUAAAGGACAGAAGGUACGCAGCUGAAAUUUGGCUAAGAGUGUCGUAAUGAAGUGUGAGCUAAUUUAUUUUAAACUAAUUGUGUAGUAGCUGGGUCAAACUUCGUCAAGUGAUCCAGAGAAAUUUCGUAAA
This is a messenger RNA of Bactrocera latifrons, 749 nucleotides long. Its product is annotated as oxysterol-binding protein-related protein 2-like. Gene Ontology annotation, molecular function: sterol binding. Gene Ontology annotation, cellular component: membrane; intracellular membrane-bounded organelle; cytosol. The transcript has 3 exons. NCBI's taxonomy places the organism in Eukaryota, Metazoa, Arthropoda, Insecta, Diptera, Tephritidae. The coding region runs from base 158 to 541 and encodes 127 amino acids. The record is from RefSeq and is a predicted model, not a curated record.